UUGAUGUCUAUUUAAACAAUAUUGCUGUUACGAUUCUUCCGCGGCUGCCUCAAACCGCCUCAUGUAGUCACUGAUGGAUGUGAGAGAGGGAGUUUUGGGGAGCAAGAAUGCAGGUUUGAAGAGAGUGUGAAGGUGCUACCAUGAGAGAGAAGAUGGCCACAGAGGAGGGGGCCGAGGCAGACCUGGGGGCUGUGACCCAAGCACCACUGAGCCUGCAAGGCAUUAAAAUGGAAGAGCAAGCACCAUCAGCCCUCAGAAUGGGAGAAGCCCUAGAAAAAGCAGGGCAGGCUUCUUGUGUCCUUCGUGCCAGGAAGCUCUGGCAAUGGAAGGUGUCUCCACUGGUCAAGGAGGAGCCAGAUGCAGGAAGGACCCAGCGCUGGGAGGUCCAAGGCCCAGAGACAGAACAUCCCCUUUCCUUUGGAUGGGGGAGAGCAAGGCCCAUUGAGGCCGAACCUUGGGAUGACAUCCUGGCGCUUUUCGCUUCCUUCGAGCACGUGGCCUACGCCUGCCAGUGGCCAAGGGAAGAGUUGGUGGCCCGGCUUUUGCCAGCCCUGGGCGGGGAAGCCCAAGAGGCUUACCUCAGUUUGGACACUAGUGACAGAAGGGACUAUGGGAAAGUGAAGGCUGCCAUUUUGAAGAGGGAACCCGUGGCGUCGGAGAAGCGGAGGAGGCACUUCCGGCAGUUCCAGUACCAGGAGUCAAGGGGGCCGAGGGAUGCUUGCCGGUGGCUCCGGGAGCUGUGCCGUCGUUGGCUGAGGCCGGAGAGCCGAACCAAAGAGCAGAUCCUGGAGCUGCUGAUCCUGGAGCAAUUCCUGACCAUCUUGCCAGAGGAGGUCCAGAGCCAAGUUUGGGAGCAAGUCCCAGAAACCUGUGCCCAGGCGGUGAACCUGGCUGAGAAUUUUUUGGCAAGGCAGCAGGAGGCUGAGAGGCAGAUACUCCAGGUGUCAGGGCCAUUCGAGGACAUCCUCGUGAGUUCCCCAAGGGCAGAGCUGGCUCCAUCAGACACCAGGCAGAGCCUCCUCUGCAGGAAGGCCAAACAGGCAGGUGGCGGAGAUGCCAGCUCUCUGGGUUCUUCUGACACAGAGGCGACAUGGGACUCACUGGCAGACGAAGGGGGCCCUGGCGGAUGUGGGAAGCGAGACCCUUCUUCAGGGGCAGCUGGUAGCUGUGGAGUGGCGUCCAGAUUCUCUCCCCUCCCUGCACCGGCCAGAAAUGAAGAGUAUGGAGAGAGGCUUGCAGGGGCUGAGAGGCUCCCAGCGCACCCGGGCGCCGCCAGCAGGGACAGCGCGUACCUGUGUUCCCAGUGUGGGAAAGGGUUUCGUUGGCCGUCGGCGCUGGCCGUCCACCAGAGGACCCACACGGGGGAGAAGCGGCACCGCUGCGCCGAGUGUGGGAAGCACUUUGGCCAGCGCGGGCAUUUGACGGUGCACCGGAGGAUCCACUCGGGAGAGAAGCCGUACGGGUGUCCUCAGUGUGGGAAGCAGUUUGUCGACUCCUCUCACCUCACCAAGCACAAGAGGACACACUUGGGAGACAGGCCCCACCACUGCGCUGAGUGCGGGCGAAGGUGUGCCAAUAAACGCUCGCUUGUGCAGCACCAGCGAAUUCACAGCAGGGAGAAGUCCUAGGCCUGGGGCCUCUUUUGAGAUUCAUGGACUCAGUUAUUUUGCUGUAAGGCGGAGAUUUAGCCCUUCAGGUAUCACUGGUCUGCAGCUGCCAUCAUCACUGGCCAUGCUGGCUGUGACGGAGGACCAAAGGUUCAGAUCCUCAUUCCUGGUGUAACUGAAGAGAAAUGACUCCCUUUUUCCACCCUUUGUCUCCCUGGGGGAAGAAACCAACAGAUGCUCAGGGGUCUCCUUCCAUUUACCUCCAGAGCCCCAUUAACCUGUCCCCCUAUCCAAACAAAAGCAGCACCUGCUGCUCUUACUCAAUUAGCCUCUUUGUCUUUGGUCCACCAUUUUGUUUCCAUUGCAGAGGUUUUAUGAGGUAGAAUAGGUAACUCUCCCCACCUCCGCCACUACAUAAGGUAGCAUGAGGUA
This is a messenger RNA of Lacerta agilis (Sand lizard), 2039 nucleotides long. RefSeq names its product zinc finger protein 24-like. NCBI's taxonomy places the organism in Eukaryota, Metazoa, Chordata, Lepidosauria, Squamata, Lacertidae. The transcript is spliced from 4 exons. Gene Ontology annotation, biological process: regulation of transcription by RNA polymerase II. Gene Ontology annotation, molecular function: DNA-binding transcription factor activity, RNA polymerase II-specific; RNA polymerase II cis-regulatory region sequence-specific DNA binding. The record is from RefSeq and is a predicted model, not a curated record. The coding region runs from base 141 to 1628 and encodes 495 amino acids.